AUGUCCUUUCAAGUGAAGUUGCAGACGACCUUCAUAAACUGGGUUUAUCACUUCCGGCUCCGCCGUGGAUCAAUGUUCGUCUUGCUACUUCUUCUGACCAUCUCUGCUUUCAAGGGAUUCCUCACCGUAUCUCAAUACUUCUCUCGUGUCCAUACGUUUGCUUACUCAGGUGUCACUUGGAGAAGAUGUACCAAUAACGGCAAGAACAAUAUCUCCUGGAUUCCUAUCGACAACACUAACGCCCAUGUGCCGAUAACGAAGAAGCCGGAGCGUCAGCAAUCAUCCCCGGAUGUCAUCGCCGCAGUUGCCGGACCCGUCCUUCAGUUCCACGAGAGGAUUGACACUGACAAGAACAACCCCUACGAUGCCGACGUCUUCGAGGCAUUCGACCGGGAGAGACGGACACAUCACGAGGACACACGGAGAACGCCCAGGAAACCGAGCCACCAACAAAGCGACGGCGAACUGAUCGACGCAUAUGCAGCACCUACUCGCGCAGCAGCGAGCUCGGGGACAACCGCAAUGCGACGGGCGAAGUUCGCUGUCCCCGUGGCAGUAGGAGUGCUUGAACUGGGCCGAUUUCUCGCGGAUGUCGUCUUUACCAGACAGAUGCCGUUACUGAAGGAUUCGCUUAUCGUUCUACUGUUCUAUCCUCUGAGUGGCUGGGAGGGAGACGAGAUUUACGUGGAGGGAGCGCCAUCGAGCGAGGAGCUAGAGAAGCUUGCGGAAAGUCUGCAUGGGAGGCUUGAGACUGAGGAUGCUAGAUAUAGGGUUAUCAAGCAUGACAAUACUGCCAAAGGUGAAUCAAAAGGGGAUUUCAGUCGUGGGGAGCAGCGGGGAGCAGCGGGGAGCGUGAAUCUUGCAAGUCAAUCAAGCGCUACCAUCAUUCCGAGUUGGACUAUUCUGGGUCUUCGAGAUAAUUUCUUAAUGAAGCCUGAAGGACUGGGCAGAAUGCCCCGCAAGAACAGGUCAAAACGUCAAAAACAUACAACACCAGGUAUUCGCUGGUCGUCACCGACCCAACUACUAAUCCGGCCCUCAUUGGCUUAUCUAUGGGAGAGCGGACGGGAUCCCGAGUUUUCCAAUAGGUAUGGUCGUAUGUGCCAGAGUGCGCAUGCUAAGUUGAUAAUAUUCACAGACAGCUGUAUUCAGGCUUCUGGAAGCAAGUCACUGGAAAACGGGGAAGAUGCAACUCUAGGGUCUCAGCGGCAGAGAAGCGGGCCAGCUAAGGCAGAGUGUCAUCAUCAAUGGUUCGAUAAACCUUGGAUGGGUUUGUUUCAAGGGCAAGAUCUUCAGACGAUGAAGGAUGUCCAUGUCCGUGCCGAGUAA
Colletotrichum lupini is the source of this 1329-nucleotide messenger RNA. RefSeq lists its product as uncharacterized. The coding region runs from base 1 to 1329 and encodes 442 amino acids. The transcript has 12 exons. The record is from RefSeq and is a predicted model, not a curated record. NCBI's taxonomy places the organism in Eukaryota, Fungi, Ascomycota, Sordariomycetes, Glomerellales, Glomerellaceae.